Paraphaeosphaeria sporulosa is the source of this 2898-nucleotide messenger RNA. Its product is annotated as subtilisin-like protein. The record is from RefSeq and is a predicted model, not a curated record. Lineage: Eukaryota; Fungi; Ascomycota; Dothideomycetes; Pleosporales; Didymosphaeriaceae. The transcript is spliced from 5 exons. Gene Ontology annotation, molecular function: serine-type endopeptidase activity. Gene Ontology annotation, biological process: proteolysis. The coding region runs from base 1 to 2898 and encodes 965 amino acids.
AUGGACGAGCGACGUGAAUCUAUUGCCCAUCUGGACGAGUGGCGGCUUCUGGUCGACGUGUGCCGUAUUUUCGCCUGCAAACAUUCUUGGACCGCGCGUAGUCCAAACGAAGUGGAUAAACUAUCAGUAAAAAGACAAGCGGAGCUAUUUAAAGUCAACAUCGACGAAAUUGGAGUUCAUGUUGACACCGAACUUGUUCUCGGCGCAGACGCCCGCGAUGAUUUCAUACUGGCAAUCGAAGCUCUGCUCUCCAACCUGGAGAGUCUUGUAGACGAGAAACGCCUCCCAAUGAAGGGACAGGCUCAUCUCCUUCACAGAUUUCCGAAACUCGUAGCGCUGAAGACAAUGCUCGAUCGAGGAGAACCUCUUUCCAUCGAUAAUUUCGGCCAAUACCUUCAUCUUUCUCAGGAUGCCAGGAGUUUCAAAAGAACGCGGUUUGCAGUCCAAACGUUUAAUAUUUCGUCAAGAGUCCUGUUGGGAGACACUAGAACUGUCUCUCUGCAAGCGGCCUCAGCAGACACUAGUACCCUUGCUCCGGUCUAUCAUCCUCAAAGCAGCUUCAGUCCGUCUUUCUGGAAUGGCUCCAAACGUUUGUUCGACCAUCUGGUUGUAAACGUCCAAAAGUGCGAUGAAAAGAAUGUUAAAAAGCAGGAGCACAAGUUGCUGCUGCGAUUGAAAAACAUUUCAGACUACUAUGGGCAAGAUGGGAUGCAUCCGAGGAUUAGCAUCUUGCUUGCAUCGUGCUUGAACCCGAAGUCUUGGCACCAAACGAUAUGCUCCAUCCCAUCCCAAAGCUUGACGAAGUCCGAAACCUUCAUUCCAAAUAUUUGUCUCAAGGCACGUGAAAUGUUCCUAGAUGAGCGGUUGUUUUGGAUCGAGCUGUGCAACGAGCAAUUUAUCGACAAGUCCGAUCUCGUGUUUGGUACUCCGCUCGACCACCCACCUACAGAGCACACGAAGUCGUUGUCUGAUCUCUUGGCGGAGAAAAUAGUGUCAGACCGCUAUCAAUUCCGACCGGAAGACAAGAGAAUCAUAGCCUUCAACCUCGCAUAUGCGCUACUCCAGUUUUAUGAAGGGCCGUGGAUUCAGACCCUUUGGACGCCAGACCAUAUUCACUUCAUGUAUGAAAAAGGCACCAGCACCGUUUACGACAUCCGCCAACCGUACAUUUCCUGCAUUCUAUCGAAUGAGCCUCCUCAAAUGGGCUCACUGGAUUCUGCUCACAAAUACCCUUUGAUGCUUUCUUUUGCCAAGCUGCUACUGGAGCUGGAGAUAGGAGAGCCAGUACAAGCUCAAGAGAGGCGCAACGGUGCAUCAAGCGUCCUGCAACCUUUGAUUGCAUAUUGUGAGACCAAGAGUAAAGAGCAGCUCGACAGACACUAUGCCAAAGCUCUUAUAGCCUGCGUGAAGUUCCAGCAGUUUCUCAGUGAGGAAAAAGAGAGGGACCCAGGAACGACAUGCCGUGAUGUUAUUCUGCAUCGCAUUGUGCAUCCAUUAGAAGAGCGCCUCAACGAGUCUCCGAAAACGGCAAAGUGGAACAGUAGAAAUCUUGAUCUGAAGACCGGAAUUCCUGUUCAAGAGCCGCUCGAUGAAGACAAGGUCUCCAACUCCAUUAGUUCCGAGGGGGACAAGCGUUUCAGAAGGAUCCAGCCGCCCUUCGACCCCCCAACCAUCCCAAUCGACGACUGCACCAGCAAGAACAUCGAGAGAGCCGCGCAGAUCCGUAAAUCCGGCGUAUGGAGAAGACUUGUGGUCGGGAUUUGGCAAAUGCUUUUCUCUGAUGAAAUCUCAACGAAAACUUUCGAUUACUUGAAUUCGACGGUCAGCAAGUGGCUUCUAUACAAACCACGAUACGAUAAGCCCAUCAAAAUCGCGGUCCUGGACACCGGGUUGGACGGUGAUCAUGAAGACUUUCAGAGAGCGAGGACAACCACGUUCACAGGGAAGUUUGGUGAUGAACCUAACCCAAUGCACAACGAAGACCCACAGAUUAAUCGUAUCAGAAGCUAUCGAAAUUUCUGCACCACUGAACAAGCAUGCGACCACAAUGUCACUGAUCAAGACAAUGAAGACACUCUCGCAGAUGUCCAAGACUUUGACGGCCAUGGCACAAAAGUCGCAGGUAUAAUUCUCCGCCUGGCUCCUGAUUCAGAGUUAUUCAUUGCAAAGGUUUGCAUAGGAGGCGAGAGGAAACUUCCAGCGGAGGAGUCAAAGUUCCAAAAGCCGGAACCUGACGUUGUUGCAGCGGCAAUUAGGUGGGCCAUUAAAAAAGGAGUUCACAUCAUAAACUUGUCUCUAGGGUUUCGAAAUUACGGAUCGAGGCUAGACGAUCUACAACGCGCACUGGAAGAAGCAGCCAAAGCCCGAAUUGUCAUUUUUGCCUCCACGACCAACGAGGGUUAUCACGAAAAAGUAGCGUGGCCGGCUAGCGACGCUAACUUCGCUCUGGGUGUGAGUGCUUCCGUAGAUAAUGGCGGGACGAAGUCGAGUUUUACUGGAAUGCAUUGCCCUCAUGGAGCGAAUUUGAUGGUCGUAGGCGAAAACAUUCUGUCUCAAAGGCUGGGCGGAGGCUUCACCGUCUGCAAUGGUUCCUCUUUUGCGACGCCAGUGGCAGCUGCAAUCGGCGCCCUCGUUAUGGCCUUUAUCGAGCAGCUAGUGUGCCGAAAGAAUCGAGAGGAAGCUAGGAGCAGCAUAAACCCGGAAGACAUUCACACUAACAGCGGGAUGCUCAAGGUGUUAAAGGGAAUUAGCUCACGCCCGGAGCAACACUAUUGGACCCUCGAUUCUCAGCUAUUCUGGGCGGACUACGAGGCUUCUUCGAGUAAUGAUGAAGGAAAGGCGAGAGAAUUUGCAUGGAGCAUAAUAAAAAAAGCUCUGCACCGAGGAGGGUCUAGAUAG